Molecule: messenger RNA, 1182 nt
Organism: Phaeoacremonium minimum UCRPA7
Lineage: Eukaryota; Fungi; Ascomycota; Sordariomycetes; Togniniales; Togniniaceae
Product: putative abc transporter protein
Exons: 1
Coding region: 1-1182 (393 amino acids)
Source: RefSeq, a predicted model, not a curated record
AUGGGAAAGCCGUCAAUCGACCGGGCGCCGUACAGCGACGAUGCCGUGUCUCUCCAUACGCAGCCGGGCGACAGCUACCUGGACCACGACGCCCCCGAACUGCAAGACGACGACCUGCCGCCGCUCUACGAGGAUGUCGCCGACUCCAGCAGCAGCUCCGCCCCGCUGCUUGCCUCUACCCCGACCAACGUCCUCCCUCCCUCCGCCAUCUCCUGCACUUAUAAGGACGCCAACACGGGCCUAGAAUGCUUUCUCGACCCACAGCUGGAUGCCGACCCCAAGUAUCUUGAGUCUCAUCUACGGUAUUGGGCCUCAAUCCCGCCACGCCCAUAUGUCCGCGUCUUCGGAUCCCACCGUGAACGGGUAGACAACAAUGGCAAGAAGGAGAACAAGAGCGUCACGGACUUUGAUGUCAAGGUCGAGCUGACGCCGUAUCUGUUCUCGGACGCCUCGAACCGGAUCUCUUGGCGGGGCCUGAGCACCGUCGAGAAUGGCGAGAAGACACGCCGCGGCACGGUUUUGAGGAAGCGGGCCCCCGGACACAAGCAAGCGAUCGAGGUCGGACACACAGACAAGCCUACCCUGGCCGAAUGGUGUCACCUCUACUGCGCCUCGCACGCGGGGCUGAAAGUGUUCUCGCUGAAGAGGAAAGUCACCGGCUUCGACGCUGAGAAAUUGAAGGAGAGACUAGAGUCUAUGGUUCGGCAGACAAACUACCGCGGCAGUCUGCAGGUGACCUUCCCGGUGGUAAACGAUCAGGUCGACGUCUACAACGACUGUAAGACAAACCGCUGGCGGAUGACUAAUUGGAUUGCUUGGCUGUGCUAUCUUACUCUCAUGUUCAUCUUCACCUGGCCAUAUCUCUUCUUCCGCACAAAGCGCUUCGAGGUCGCCGUUGCAGAGUGGCCCUUUUCGCGACCUGGGCAGAACGGUACCAAGGAAUACGUCUCGAUCAGUGAGGAUCAGUGGUACAAUAUGUGGGCUAGAGCCGUCUCCAAAGCCGUUCUGGAGAAGCGUCAGGCCACGCUGGACCAGCAGGAUCUGAUAUCGUCACAAAGCAUGGACCAGCCAUUCAAUACUGGUAGCUCAACGGUCGAUGGCGCUUUGGGAUUCCUCAGAGCUGCUGUGAGCGCCACGAAUGAGGUGAAUAGACAGCUUGGUUGGGGAGGACAUACUUGUUGA